AUGACGAUCGACAACGAUACUCGAGGAUGGAUCAUGACAUGCAUCAGCGGCGUGGCGUGUGUCAUCGGUGCUGCGAUCAUCUGUGUUGACAUCCCGCUCCGCCAAAUCCCCUCUUACCGGAACUUCUCCAUCACCGAAAGCGAUGCUUUUCUUUCGGCCUCACUUAGCCUGAGUUUUGGAGUCAUGCUCUUUUCUUCCCUCUACUCCAUGCUUCCCCAGGCAAAGACCUACCUCAAGGAUGCCGGCUAUUCUCCCCCGGCUGCUUCAUACCUGCUAAUUGGUCUAUUCCUGGUCGGAGUAGUAGGCAUUCAGCUUGCCUCCCGUGUCAUACAUAAUUAUAUUCCCUCACAUGUCGUCGACUGCGAUCACACCCAUGACGAUGAGGAAGUCGCAGCUAAAGACCAAGAAGAGAUGUCUCAACAUGGGCACGAUGACGAGCAUACGAAUGGCUUGCCUAUCACGAGAUAUUGCUCCGAGCCACCUCCGGAUGACGAAGAUACCCCCCUAUUGGCCAGGACAGCAAGCUUUAGUCCUACGAAGCCUCAGAACCGGCAGCCAUAUGAACAAGACCAGAAUGGGGACCACGAGCAAGUGUUUCGCACCGCUCCCACCUCCAGACGGCCUUCCAUGAUGCCUAGAAAUCUCACGUGGACUCUGUCGAAAUAUGUGGGAGGUACAAAAGAUAAUUGCGACGCAUCUGGACCCUGCAUGGGCUUUUCGGAUCCAUGCGGACAGGACUGCUUUAAAGUGGUUCAGAGACGUGGGUCGGUUCUGCCUGGUCAUGGCAGUCCGUUCGCACGUGCACCAACCUGGCGGAGUCAAGCCGAUAUCCGCAUCGAGCCCGCAGUGGAGGAAGCAGAAGAGGAGGAUCACUUGGCCAAUGGUGCACCUCUGACAGAAGCCCAUACCCAUGACGGCAUCAAAUCUAGCACACGUUCACGGUCGACCACGCACCAUUAUCACCACGCUGAGCAUCAACAUCUCGGAUCUGUACAUACUCAUCGACGGGCAUCCGAACAAACACAGUCGGUGGGCAAAGAACAUCACCAUCAUGUCCCGACCAAUGCUUUCAUGUCCAUUGGCCUACAAACCUCAGUGGCCAUCGCCCUGCACAAAGCCCCUGAGGGAUUCAUCACAUAUGCCACAAACCACGCCAACCCAACCCUGGGUUUCGCAGUUUUUAUGGCACUCUUCAUUCAUAACAUUACCGAGGGCUUCGCCAUGUCACUUCCUCUUUAUCUUGCCCUCGGGUCUAGAUUCAAGGCGAUAGCUUGGUCAUCAUUUUUGGGAGGUGCAUCGCAACCAAUUGGCGCCGCAGUUGCAGCUCUCUGGUUCAAGCUGGCCAAGCAAAGUAAUUUUGGGGCUCCUACAGAAGGCGUGUACGGAGGGCUAUUCAGUAUCACGGCAGGAAUUAUGGCCUCGGUGGCCUUGAGCCUUUUUGCCGAAAGUCUUCAGCUCAGUCACAACAAGAGUACGUGCAUAGCAUUCGCGUUCUUGGGCAUGGGCAUUCUGGGGGUCAGCUUUGCGCUGACGGCAAAAUAA
Molecule: messenger RNA, 1542 nt
Organism: Exophiala bonariae
Lineage: Eukaryota; Fungi; Ascomycota; Eurotiomycetes; Chaetothyriales; Herpotrichiellaceae
Exons: 3
Coding region: 1-1542 (513 amino acids)
Biological process (GO): zinc ion transmembrane transport
Cellular component (GO): fungal-type vacuole membrane
Molecular function (GO): zinc ion transmembrane transporter activity
Source: RefSeq, a predicted model, not a curated record